Molecule: messenger RNA, 1521 nt
Organism: Microthlaspi erraticum
Lineage: Eukaryota; Viridiplantae; Streptophyta; Magnoliopsida; Brassicales; Brassicaceae
Source: the annotation of a GenBank genome assembly
AUGGCAGUGUUAUUCAUCUUCCAUUAUCUCUUCUUCGUCUUUCUCUUCGUUCUUGUGUUCAGAUUCGUCUACAGCAAUCUCUGGAUCCCUUGGAGAAUCCAAUCACACUUCAAAAGGCAGGGCUUGACGGGUCCUCGUUACCGGAUAUUCACUGGAAACUCUUCCGAGGUGAGCCGAUUAACGGCGGAGGCGAAGUCAAAGCCGAUUCCUUCCGGCGACAAUCCUCACGAGUUCGUCCACCGUGUUGCGCCUCACUACCACGACUGGUCACUCGCCUACGGGAAGACGUUCCUCUACUGGUUCGGGUCUAAACCGGUCGUCGCCACGUCGGAUCCGAGUCUUAUCCGGGAAGCUCUGACGGUGACCGGUUCGUUUGAUCGAAUCGUUCACAACCCUUUGUCUAAGCUGCUCUACGCUCAAGGCCUUCCUGGUCUUAGAGGCCAGCAAUGGUCUUAUCAUCGUCGAAUCGCCAUUCAAGCUUUCACCAUGAGCAAAGUCAAGAGGUGGGUGCCAGAGAUGGUGAAGAGUACGAUGGUGUUGAUGGAGAAGUGGGAAGAGAAGAGAAACGGAGAAGAAGAGAUUGAGUUAGAGGUACACAGAGAGAUGCACAGUUUGUCUGCGGAGAUGUUAUCAAGAACAGCGUUUGGGAACAGCAUGGAGGAAGAAGGGAAACGGAUCUUUGCGUUGCAGGAGCAUAUGAUGCGUCUCUUCUACCGUGUUCGGUGGAGUGUUUACGUCCCUGGUUUUAGAUUCUUCCCUUCAAAGACAAACAGAGAGUUGUGGAAGGUCGAGAAACAGAUCCGUGGCUCUAUCUUGAUACUGAUUGAAAAUAAUGACAACAACACAUCAGGAGGGACUCUGCUUCAGGCGUUUAUGUCUCCUUACACGAAUCAGAACGGUGAAGAAGAGAAGCUUGGGAUUGAAGAAGUUAUAGACGAAUGCAAAACAUUCUACUUUGCAGCUAAGGAGACAACGGGGAAUCUCAUAACUUGGGUUUUAGUGCUUUUAGCUAUGCACCAAAAAUGGCAAGACAUUGCUCGGGAAGAAGUUACACGUGUCCUUGAAACCACUCCAGACAUCUUACAAGACCUCAAAACUCUAGGUAUGAUAAUCAAUGAGACGCUCAGGCUCUACCCUCCAGCGAUGACGCUAAACCGUGACACGCUAAGCAGAGCUAAGCUAGGAGAUGUUGAGGUUCCUGCAGGAACACAGCUCUACUUGUCGGUGAUCGCGAUGCAGCACGAUAAAGAGACGUGGGGAGACGACGCGGAGGAGUUUAAUCCGGGGAGGUUUGAAGAUCCAAGGAGGAAAGAGUCAGCUUUGCUUGUGCCGUUUGGGUUAGGUGGUAGGACUUGCGUGGGGCAGAAUCUUGCGGUGGUUGAGGCCAAAAUGGUAAUUGCUACGAUCUUGAGGCAUUACAGUUUCAGGUUGUCUCCAAGUUAUGUCCAUGCUCCUGUCUUGCUUGUGACAUUGCAGCCUCAAAAUGGUGCUCAUCUUCUCUUUACUAGGAUCUCCAGUUAA